Messenger RNA from Electrophorus electricus (electric eel), 2359 nucleotides. RefSeq names its product synaptotagmin IXb (gene syt9b). The record is from RefSeq and is a predicted model, not a curated record. NCBI's taxonomy places the organism in Eukaryota, Metazoa, Chordata, Actinopteri, Gymnotiformes, Gymnotidae. Gene Ontology annotation, cellular component: dense core granule; plasma membrane; exocytic vesicle. Gene Ontology annotation, molecular function: calcium ion binding; clathrin binding; SNARE binding. Gene Ontology annotation, biological process: calcium-ion regulated exocytosis.
CCUGCCUCGUUCAUUCACGAGCUCGGCCCGUGCUGUCGCGCGCUUCAGCACCGGCGCGCUGUGGACGGGGCACCGAGCCCGCGGAGCUGUUGCGUGGCAAAUUCAACCAGUGCGACUUUUCGGAUAUAGCUGAUACUAAGUAAUUAGCUGAUACUAAUUGCCAAUCUUCUUGAAUUAGCGGUGAAAAGCGAUGUGAUUUAAAUGUAUGGAAUGUAUAUGUGACUGUGCGUGUCUGACGCGGGCUGCUGCGAAGUGUGGUAGGACCGUGCGCCUGUCAAGUGCGCUUUUCAAUGCGUGAAGCGCCUAGCAGCGGUGACUUGCUGAGCGCCGCUGAGGAGAUUCGUUUAGUCAGGAGGAUGCUGUUAGGAAAUGCCUGCAGAAAGAGAGGAUGAAAUCUGUCGAAAGGCGCUGGAACUACUGUCCGAGCUCUGCUCCAAGGGAGAAGUGCAGAAUGACAACUGCUUGGAUUUUAUCUACUAUUUUCGAGAUCUCGGCAGACCGAGGUUUUCGGACUCAGACGUGUCUGUGAGCCUGCUGUCACUGUUGGUGACCUCAUGUGGCCUGGCCCUGUUUGGAGUUUCACUCUUUGUGUCCUGGAAGCUGUUCUGGGUGCCAUGGCGGGACCGCUUCCUGCCGGCCUGCCUGCGGGAACCCCAGGGCGAGCAGCGGACCGUCCUGACCGACGACGAGACCCUGGAGCACGAGUACAGUGCCGACUUUGCCAAGGACUCAUCCGUGCCCACGCUGGUGCCCGACUCGGCCAUGAAGAUCAGCCACACGUCGCCCGACAUCCAGCUGGAGGUGCAGAGUGCGGGCAGGGAGCACAACCCCCAGCACGUGGCCCGUGUGCAGAGGCAGAUCACAGACCCAACCUCGUCCGUCCGGCAUAACUCAAUCCGGAGGCAAAUGAACCUCUCCAACCCCGACUUUAACCCCGCCCAGUUCCAGAGGCAGGAGUCCCUGUCGGGGCCAGGUCUGGGUCGGAUCAAGCCGGAGCUCUACAAGCAGCGCUCGGUGGACGGCGAGGACGGACGUCGGGCACACAGCUGUGGCCGCCUCCACUUCAUCCUCAAGUACGACUGCGACCUGGAGCAGCUGAUUGUGAAGAUCCACAAGGCUGAGGACCUGCCCGCCAAGGACUUCUCAGGAACCUCAGACCCCUACGUGAAGAUUUACCUUCUACCUGAGCGCAAGACCAAGCACCAGACCAAAGUGCACCGCAAGACUCUCAACCCCGUGUUCGACGAGGUCUUCCUCUUCCCCGUGGCGUAUGCGGAGCUGCCUGCGCGCAAGCUACACUUCAGCGUCUACGAUUUCGACCGCUUCUCACGCCAUGAUCUCAUUGGCCAGGUGGUGGUAGACAACUUCCUGGACUUGCCAGACUUUCCUGGGGAAACUAAACUCUGCAGAGACAUCGUCUACGUCACUGCGGAUAACGUGGACUUGGGCGAGCUGAUGUUCUCUCUCUGCUACCUUCCGACCGCUGGCCGCCUGACCAUCACAAUCAUCAAAGCCAGGAACUUAAAAGCCAUGGACAUCACAGGAGCCUCUGAUCCGUACGUGAAGGUUUCCCUCAUGUGUGAUGGACGGAGACUGAAGAAGAGGAAAACGUCCACCAAGCGCAACACGCUGAACCCCAGCUACAAUGAAGCCAUCGUCUUCGACGUCCCACCGGAGAACAUAGACCAGAUUAGUCUCUUAAUCGCCGUGAUGGACUAUGAUCGUGUAGGUCAUAAUGAGAUCAUCGGCGUGUGUCGAGUGGGGAAUGCGGCGGAGCACCUGGGUCGAGACCACUGGAGCGAGAUGCUGACGUACCCCCGCAAGCCCAUAGCCCGCUGGCACCCGCUCAUAGAGUGGAGCGGUCAAGGAAACACUGGUGGGAGUCAAGGCUCUUGUUCCUCUCUCAAGAAUCCUCCGUCACCCUGACGACUGUGUCUGAGCUCCACAUCGCCACGCUGGGAGGGAGACGUAGCAAAUCGUUUCACUUAAAAUGUGUUCACACACACAGUUAAAUGGCACGCAUGUACAGGACUUGCACAUGGAAGAGAGUGUCUAUUGUACUGCAUGUCAAAACGACUAUGUGUGAAUAUGUUUAUGUUUAUGGAGAAAAAAACACAAAGAAACAAAGGGAAACCCUGAACACGAUUGUGUCUUUCUUUAAACUUCAUCUGACAGGUACGUAUUUUUGACAGUAUCAUGUUUUAUGUACGUGUAUAACCCCACUGUAAAAAUUCAUCGAUGUUUGGAGUGCCGUGCAUGGUUUUUGUGUGUGUGUGUGUGUGUGUGUGUGUGUGUGUGUGUGUGUGUGAAAUUUUGUUCUUGCAGUGUAAAACGACUAUCAUUCUGUAUGACAAUACAU